Molecule: messenger RNA, 1670 nt
Organism: Temnothorax curvispinosus
Lineage: Eukaryota; Metazoa; Arthropoda; Insecta; Hymenoptera; Formicidae
Gene: Sf3b6
Product: splicing factor 3B subunit 6-like protein
Exons: 4
Coding region: 165-542 (125 amino acids)
Cellular component (GO): ribonucleoprotein complex; cytoplasm; nucleus
Molecular function (GO): mRNA binding
Source: RefSeq, a predicted model, not a curated record
UACGACGGUGAUCAUGAAUGUCGUAUCUGAUUAGUUUCUGAACGGCGUACGCAGCAUACCAAGCAUACUUCUGUUGACUGUCGAUCGGCAUUGUGGGACGUUUUAUUGUCGAAAUUAAUUCUGUAACUUUGCGAGAACUUUAGUGGACAAACUAAUUCGCCAAAAUGACUAUGGCAAUGUUGCAACGUCGCGCUAAUGUAAGGCUGCCACCUGAAGUAAACAGAGUAUUGUAUAUUAGGAAUUUACCUUAUAAAAUUACAGCUGAAGAAAUGUAUGAUAUAUUUGGCAAGUACGGAGCUAUCAGACAAAUUAGAGUAGGUAACACGGCGGAAACUAGAGGCACAGCAUUUGUCGUGUACGAAGAUAUAUUUGAUGCAAAGAAUGCCUGUGACCACUUGAGCGGUUUUAAUGUAUGCAAUCGUUAUUUGGUGGUUCUAUAUUAUCAGAGCAACAAAGCAUUUAAGCGAAUUGAUGUUGACAAAAAGAUGGAAGAUUUAGAUAAAUUGAAAACAAAAUAUAAUCUAAAUGAUGAAAAAAAAUAAUUUAUCAAAUAGUUACAUAGAAGCCAUCCUGAGAUAACGUAGAAAAACCUGGGGCAAAAAAUGUUGGCACAUUAAAAGGUCGCAAUUAACCACUUUCACAGUUGGUUGUGGAGUGGCAUUCCUGCGCUUUCAGGGACUCGAGAGGAUGAUAUAAGCUAUAGCGUAGUCUAAAGCACUGUUUACACUGUCGCUUGUAAGAGGUAUCGUGCAUAACUAGAUAUCGAGAUGCUAUUUUCAGUUUAAAAAUGGCAAGUUUGACGAGUCUAAGCUUGUUUGUUUUGGUGAUCGUUUUUUACAUUUUAUUUUCGGUUCCUCCAAUUAAUAAUCAUCUGUUUUACUAUUGAUUAUCCCGUAGUCAAUGAUCGCGCUCUAUCAGCUUUAAAGCCGCCUUACUUUCAAACUUGUGAAAUUUCGCAUUAGAAUUUAUGAUAAAACAAAAGAAUAAAAAACGACGAAAUUCUUUUCGCCGAUAGCCUUCUUUAUUACGCAAAGUUUUCACUUAAUUUCAUAGGAUCUUAGUUCAGUACGUUAUAUAAUUUAAAUAACGUAGUUAUUUCUUUACUUGUGUUCAUGUCUAUGUAUAUUAAUUUUAAUUUCGGUUUCACUUAUUUUUCUAGUUCUAAGAAUUAGAAAAAGAUUAAAGUUAAUCUACAUAUUGCCAUUCGGGCCUCGAUAGAUAUAUUACAACAAUUUCUCGUGUGGUCAUUUAAAAUUACAACGCAUAUGUGACUGCUGUUGAUACAUCAUGGCUGCAUUAUACCUUUGGACGCUUUCGUACUGAAAGCGUAUUCUAUCUUUAUUGCACAUUAUAUGUUAAAGAAAGAUAGAAUACGUUUUCAGCACGAAAGCGUCCAAAGGGAACAGCCCUAGUAUCAUACAUGCAGCGUGCAGCACUUGUCAUUGAUAAAUAAAUGAUAAAUCACUCGUCUCAUCUCCACAUUCGCGUUUUGUAAGCCGAGCUGAGCACGAUUUUUUAUUCGUCACUUAACUUAAGAAACUUAAGAAUAAGACUACGAUAAGAAACAUUUAUUUAAAUUCGUAUAAUUUAUUUUAUUUAGUAUAAUACGAAAAUUUCUGCUAAAUUACGUCAAUUUUCUCAUACUUAUUUAUUCAGAUUUCUACAAAGAU